AUGGCCAUGUUCUGGCGCCCAAACAUUACACUAUCAUCCUUCACUUCUCGCUCAAAGAUCUCGACGUCUUCCUCAGCGUGCAGGAACCUGUCCCGCGUGGCAGUCGCCAUACUCGCACUGGCAGUCAUCGAGUUCUGCCUGAUCAGGGCCCCGGAGCCUCAAGGCCCAGGCCCUCGCGGCGAGGAAGAGCCCGGCUUCCUCCUCCAGAACUUCACCGGCAUUGCCUCCAGCGGCCACGCCGUCAGCGAGAUGUGGGAGUCUUCCGCUGUGGCCCUCGUCGUGCCCCUCUUCAUGUACCUGUCCUCGAAGAGCGGCGGCGACAAGGCUCGGGCGAAGGCGGGACAGCCCUCGGGCGGUCGCAAGCGGCUGUCGUCCGCCGAGUCCCUGCAGCAGGGCGGGGAUGCCCCCUCGCUGGCGCUGCCCCGGCGGCAGGGGGGCCCUCAGCGUGGCAGCGGCAGCGGCAGCGGCAGCAGCAGCCCCCGCAGCGAGGACAAGUCCCCGGUGGCGCAGCACCAGCGGCAGCCACGCCUGCCGCCCGGCCGACCCCAGCGCACCCCCAGCCGCGCCUCGCUGGAGGGCACCGAGUUGCCCGAGGACGUGUUCGCGGUCGACCUGGGCGACGUGGGGGACAAGGCGGCGGCCUCCGCGAUGAGCGGAAGCCUGCUGCGACUGCACGCGGCGGCGAGGGUGGGCGACGCGGCCACCGCCGAGGCCAUCGCGUCCAAGCUUAUGGCCGACGGCACGCAGAUGCCGGUGGUCGGAUACGGCGCCCUCAUCAGCGCACACGCGAAGGCGGGCGACGCCAUGGGCGCGGAGCGUUGGCUGAACGAGCUCAUCAGGACGGGCGUCGGGAAGCCCAAUACCAUCUGCCUCAACAUCACCAUCAGCGCCCACGCGAAGGUGGGCGACUUUGUGCGGGCCGAGCAGUGGCUGCAGAGGAUGCCGAAGCUUGGCGUCGAGUCCGACGCCAUGAGCUACAACGCUGUCAUCGACGCCUGUGCACGGGCGGGCAACCCCGGCAGGGCGGAGAUGUGGCUGCAGUCCAUGUGGGAAUCCUCGGUGACGCCGAACGUUGUAAGCUACUGCUCGGUCAUCCACGCGUGCGGCAAGGCGGGCGAGACGGCUCGCGCGGAGGCCUGGCUGGAGCGCAUGCGCCGCGACGGGGUGGAGCCGAACGCGAUCUGCUACAACGCGGUGAUCCACUCGUGCGCCCGCGCCGGGAACGACGACCGCGCCGCAGUGUGGAUUGAGCGCAUGAUUGCGGACGGCGUGCAGCCGACGGUCAACACGUAUAGCACCAUUCUGGACAUCCUCUCCAAGAAGGGUGACGUUGAGGCCGCCGAGGACUGGCUGCGGCGCAUGGUGCGGGAGGGAGUCGCCCUGGACGCGGUGAGUUACAACAUGUUCCUGGGCGCUUGCAACCGCACCGGCGAUGUCGACAGGGCGCAGGCCUGGUUUAAGCAGAUGCGCGAAAGGGGGGACAAGCCCAAUACGAUGAGUUACAACCUCUUGCUGAACAUGUACGCCCGGAAGGCCGACUUCGCGGGCGCGGUGGCGUGCAUCCAGGAGAUGCACAAGGACGGCGUCGUCGCCGACAAGGUCAGCUAUAACACGAUCAUCAAGGCAUUCACUCGCAGCGGCGACGUGGCCGGCGCGGAGAAUUGGUACCGCGAGAUGGCCAAGGCGGGCCUGGAACCCGACGUCGUGACCUUCAACGCCAUCAUCGGCACUUGCGCCAGGGCCAAGGACGCCGUCCGCGCGGAGAGUUGGCUGAAAUACAUGAUCGACGAAGGAGCCGUCGAGCCCGACACGGUGAGCUACACCACUGCCAUUGACGCCUGCCUGCGCGUGGGCGACACGACGAGGGCGAACGCGUGGCUCCACGCGAUGGAGAAGGCGGGCCUCCAGGCCAGCACCAAAAUAUACGGCACGCUGGUGCACGCUCUCGUGAAGUCAGGCCACGUGUCGGGCAUCGAGGACGUGCUCCAGAGGAUGUUGGACGCGGGUGUCGCCCCGACGAAUUCCAUGUACAACAGCCUGAUCGGCGCCUGCGCCAAGCAGGGAGACACGAGCAGGGCUGAGCGGUGGCUCGAGCAGAUGCUCGGCAUGGGCAUCGAGGCCGACGUGAUCAGUUACUCCACGCUGAUCCACGCCUGCGCCAAGAGCAGCGACCUCCGCCGCGCCGAAGGCUGGAUGGCGCGCAUGCAGAAGGCGGGCGUCAUGGGCAACGUGGUCACGUACAACUGCCUGAUCAACGCCUGCGCAAGGGCUGGGGACGGGGCGCGUGCAGAGGAGUGGCUGAGCAAGAUGCAAGACGCGGGUCUCCACCCCUGCGCGCUCACGUACAACUCCGUGAUCAACGCCUGCGCAAAGUCCGGCGACCUCCUCCGCGCCGAGAAGUGGCUGGCCGAGAUGCAGAAGCGGGGCGUCAAGCCAGACAGCGUGAGCUACAGCACGGUGAUCCACGGGUGCGUGAAGUCCCACGAGCUGCCCCGCGCCGAGAGUUGGCUCGUGGCCAUGAAGGCCGCCGGGGAGCCCCCCAGCCAGUUCUGCUACGACACCGUGAUCCAGGCGUGCGUCCACUCCGGCCACACCGCGAAGGCGGAGCGCUGGCUCGGCGAGGCGCUUGGCGUCGGCCUGACCCCUGGCUCCGCCUCCUUCACGAGCCUCAUCAAUCGGUGCACCCGCGCCGGCGAGCUCGACAAGGCCGAGAAGUGGGCCCAGCGGAUGGAGGAGGCCGGCCUCGACACCUCCGGCCCCUACCAGUCGGUGGCCGGGGCCUGGGCGCGCCAGGGCUGCGAGGCGCGCGGCGCGCGGCUGCUGGAGCGCGCCAGCCUGGCCCGGCGCCCCUGCCCGGCCAAGCGCGCGUGA
Messenger RNA from Prorocentrum cordatum, 2871 nucleotides. NCBI's taxonomy places the organism in Eukaryota, Dinophyceae, Prorocentrales, Prorocentraceae. The record is from the annotation of a GenBank genome assembly.